AGACGUUGCUCGCGAGCGGUUGUAACGGUACCGUAAGAGCCGCCACAAAACUUAUCAUUUACAUACGCGCGCGUAACGGUUUAGAAUCAUUUUUUGCCCAAAGAAGCGCAACAGCGGCACGGCGUGUAUAUAGCGGUAAAUAUCGGCGGGACAGGCAAUUAUUUGCCAAGCAGAAGAAAAGUGCUAAAUGAAAGAGAAUGAGACACAGUCGACAGACGAACAGAAGACGAUGUUGAUUGAGUGCAUUUCGCGCGACAUUCCCUGAGAGAAAAGAAACAGAACAAGUGAGAGAGAGAGCGAGACAACUAGUGAGUGAUAGCGGGCCAGAAGUGCAACAUAAAGCUCAGCGUUACAACACCACAAGCCACCACACACACACACAGACACACUGUACACCCCACCGAGUGAGCGAAACAGCAAAUGAACUUCAAUCCGGCCAGCGUUGUAGCCGCAGCAGCAGCAGCCGCCCACAAUACGCACCACACCCACCCGCACCACCUGCAUCAGCACCACCAUCAUAGCCAGCAGCCCCACAUAAUCCCACUGCCCAGCUACAGCAGCCAGCCAGCGAUAGUGGUGGGUGUGGGCAGCGGGACAGGACUCGGAAGUGGAGGAGGUAACGCGGGAAAUACAGCUGGCAAUAUUUCGCCCAAAAUCAUGGAAUGGACCAACGACGAUGCCCUGGAGCUCAUCGAACAGUAUCGCUGUCACACGGAGCUCUGGAACCGGGCCGAUCCCAAGUACAAGGACAAGCUGUGCCGUUUCCGGGCCUGGUCGGAAAUCGCCGAACGCUUCGGCUGCAGCAAGGCCGAGGUGGAGCGCAAGAUGAACGUCCUGCUCACCCAGUACCGGCGCGAGAAGCAUAAAAUGUUUGUGAAAAUCUACCAGGGCAUCCAGCCCAAUCCGUCCAAGUGGUACGCCUUCAAGCGGUUCGAUUUCAUGGAGGCCGGCGGCGGCAGCCUCAGUGGUGGCGUGGGCGGUGGCCCCGUCGGAGGUGUCCUGACCAGCGCCGGCAGCAACAUUGUGGCCAAUCCUGUUGCCACCUCGGCGGCCGCAGCAGCCAACCACAAUGGGCUCAAUGGACUGGCUGCAGCGGCAGCGGCUGCCUACGAGAGCAGCACCAUUGCAGCAGCGGGCAAUGGGGGAGCCCCCGGAAUGGGAGGAACAACACAGCCCGCCAUGCAGCACAGACGCAUCAAGACCAAAGAGCUGAAAUACUUCGGAGCGAUGGGCCUCAACAUACCCAUGCUGAUAGCGAACAGCCAGACGCUGGACAGCUGGAAUACGGCGGGCCAGUACUCGCCGCCGAUAUCAGGGUCCGCGGGCAGCGAUCGUGGUGGCAGUGCCGGAGGAGGAGUGGGGUCUGCAUCCCAGCAGCAGCAGCAGCAACUGAGAGUACCCUUGCCCAUGGCGUACGGAAAUGCGGGUACCCCCUAUGCUGGCGGCGGGCCGGGUAGCAGCAGCAGCGAAUUCCAGCCGAGUCCCCACAAAACCAUGGACACCUCCGACAACGAGGACAACAACAACAAGGAGGAUGCAGCGGCGGCGGCAGCGCUGGGGCAACUGGCGGCCAAAGUGGAACGCCGGUCACCUCAGUCCGCGACAAGUGGGGGACCUGGAGGUGGCCCCGGCGGAGGAGGAGGAGGAGGCAGCAGUCGAGACGCCAACGAUCCCGGUAGCGAUCCCGCAGAGCGGGGGCCCUUGAGCGAAGCGGGAUCCAGUCCCAUACCCAACACCAAUAUGCACGAGGCGCACAAGAAUCAUCUGCUAUCCAGUCCGGCGGCGGUAAGAGCCUCCACGCCCCGCCAGGCGCACGAGCAGCUCCUCCAUCCGCACGUACAUCCGCACCAUCUGCAGCAGCAGCAACAGCAGCAGCAGCAGCAGCAGCAGGCCUCCCAGCAGUCCCAUCCACACCAUCCGCACCAUGGCCAUCAUUCGGAUGAGCUGGACAUCAAGCAAGAGAUGGUGGACUACUUUCAUGGCCAGCCCGUGGGUGGCGCCGUGACGGGAGCCGUCGCUCCACCAGCCCUCGAAUCGCAUCGUUCCUACAGUUCGGCGGGCGAGGAGAGCCGCCUGCCGCUGGACAUGGCCCAGGACCUGCGGGUGGCGGCCCAGGCCAAGGCCAACUUCGGAGCCUUCGUCCUGCCGCCACGCAGCGGCACCACCACCUCGGCGACAGCCAUGCCCCUGAACAUGAGGAAGCUGACGGCUGCCUCCAGUGCCGCCGGCCAUAUGCUGAUGAACUCUCUGCUCAGCUCUCGGGAGAGCAUGUCCGACGGCGAGGAGGCGGACAACGAUGAGGCCACUGAAUCGGCCGCCAGUCCAGGCCACGUUAAGAGCAGUGUUUCGGCCCAGGAUGCCAGCUCGGCGGCAGCGGCAGCGGCGGCAGCCACCGCCUUCUAUGCGGAAAGCCUGAGCCGCGACGACUGCGAUUUCGUGGGCUCCAAUGUGUCGAUGAAGCUGCGGACGAUGGACCGCACCCAGCGGAUCAUUGCCGAGAAGCUGAUCAGCGAGGUCCUCUACUACGGACAGUUCAACGAGCUGGAGCGCACGGCACGGAUCCUGCCCAAGUGACAGUGGCGCCUCAAGAAGUGGACGACCGCGACGACGAGUACAACAGCUGGGGCUGGGACUGGGACUGGGACUGGGACGACGGGCGGGACACCGAUGAUGGGCCUGGGUCUCGGUCUCGGUCUGGGCCUGGGCUACGGCACGGCGGGGCGGGGCAUGGCAAAUAAAUGCAACGAAAUUCCAUUUAUAAAGAAAUAGUCAAAGCAAACCAACAAACAACCAACAAACAACAACAAACAAAAUACAAAAACAGUACAAUUUAUUUUUAGUUCUGCGCCAGGAUUCCCCCACGAAUCGAAGGGGGUCACACACCACUUGUACAAAGGACGAGACGAGGGGCAGCGUUACUUAGGGGAAAGCUAUAGAAAGGUUAGAGAAAAGGUACUUACACGAGAGGGAGACGCGAAACAAAACAAUAAGCAAAUGAAACACAAACCAAAGUUACUUUCUAUUCGGUUCUUGGGGGGCUGCAAAAACAAUAGUUGUUUAUUUUUUUAUAUUUUUUUAUGUUUGUGCUUCAAUAUUAAAUAACGAAAUACAUAAAAUACAUAGAUCGUAUAAUAGUUUAGAGAGGGUUAGAGUGGAUCGGGGAAACGGUAGGUGGGGCGCGCAUAUACCUGAGACAUCUAGCUAGCAGAAUCUCAGUAUUACACAUGAAAUACACUUUUACAUAGACCAUAGAAAGACGAAGAGAACGCCCCUGACGGGGGCUGACGGGAGGAACGGAACAGAUCCUGUAAAGCAUUUUGCCAUGUUUAUAGCUAGAUUCUUGGGUCACACACACUCGCUCGUCCACUUCUAGGCAGCUACCAGAGCCGAACCCCUACCGACAUACACCUCGCUCUAAGAGAAAGACAAGGAAGGGGAAUUACUAAAAAGGAAAACUCAUGUUCCGAAAGAGCUGAUUGAUGCAGAAAGGCACUUGUAAAACCUAUAUUAAACACCUAUGUAUACAUGUAUCUGUCUAUGGAUAUAUGUAUGUAUGUAUGUAUAUGUAAAUGGAAACUAUAUAUAUAUAUAUAUAUAUAGUGUAUAUCAUUGUACCUUAUUUUGAAACAGAAAUGUUUCGUUAGUCACAUAAGUCUGGUCGUCGCAGAACACAGCAAUCCAAAACCCAACAACAACAACAACAAAAAACUGAAACCAACCAACAGAAAAAUACCACAAAAUAAUUUUUACCUUAUGUUAUACAAAUAUUUGUCGUCACUAGUUUGUUGAAGAAUGAAAAAAUCAACAAAUAAGAUAUAUAAAAAAAAAGAAGAAAAAACCAAUGGAAA
Drosophila persimilis is the source of this 3848-nucleotide messenger RNA. RefSeq names its product homeotic protein female sterile. The record is from RefSeq and is a predicted model, not a curated record. NCBI's taxonomy places the organism in Eukaryota, Metazoa, Arthropoda, Insecta, Diptera, Drosophilidae. Bases 421 to 2574 code for a protein of 717 amino acids. The transcript is spliced from 3 exons.